Messenger RNA from Fusarium coffeatum, 1548 nucleotides. RefSeq lists its product as uncharacterized. NCBI's taxonomy places the organism in Eukaryota, Fungi, Ascomycota, Sordariomycetes, Hypocreales, Nectriaceae. The record is from RefSeq and is a predicted model, not a curated record. Gene Ontology annotation, biological process: carbohydrate metabolic process. The transcript has a single exon. Gene Ontology annotation, molecular function: hydrolase activity, hydrolyzing O-glycosyl compounds. Bases 1 to 1548 code for a protein of 515 amino acids.
AUGAUGGGCUUCAAGAAGAGCGCCAUCUUUGGCCUCCUCUCCUUCCUGGCAGCAACAACCGCCCAGAAAUUCACAAAUCCCGUCGUCUGGGAAGAUCUUCCCGACAAUGAAGUCACCCGCGCAGGCGACGCCUUCUACAUGACCGCCUCAACAUUCCACUACUCCCCCGGCGCUCCCGUCCUACGCUCCUACGAUCUCGUCAAUUGGGAGCACAUAGGCCACUCCGUCCCCGUUCUCGACUGGUCUCCCAACUACAGUCUUCAGAACGGAGGACGCGCCUACGUCAAGGGCAUUUGGGCUUCGUCGCUGAGAUACAGAGAAAGCGAUAAGAAGUUUUACUUUGUCGCUUGUAUCAGUGGCUUUGCCAAGACGUAUGUUUACAGCGCUUCGAACCCCAUGGGGCCUUGGACAAAGGGUGGCGAGAUCAACAAGUGUUAUUAUGAUGCUGGUUUGCACUUUGAUGAGACGGAUACUCCUUAUGUUGCGUAUGGACGUGAUGAUAUUCAUGUUGCGCAGCUUAGUAAGGAUAUGACCCGUGAAGUCAAGGAGCAGGUUGUGCUUAGACCUCCUCUGACGCUCGAAGGAGCGCGCUUCUACCAGCGCAAUGGAAACUGGUACAUCUUCUUGACUCGUCCUCCGGAUGGUCAGUACAUUGCCAAGUCCACCAAUGGGCCCUGGGGACCGUACGACAACCGCAUCAUUGCUGACAGACUCCGACUGUCCAACGUACCCAAGGCUGGAUCUCCUCACCAGGGAAGUUUGGUUCAGACUCAGAAGGGUGAUUGGUACUACAUGGGUUUCUCGGACAUGUAUCCUGGAGGACGAUGCCCUGUUCUUGCACCAAUUACUUGGAAGAGUGACGGUUUCCCCCAGAUCACUACGGUCAACGGCGCUUGGGGCGACUACGAUUACCCUCUUCCUCGUCGCGAUGUCGCUAGUCCAAUUGGCACAGACAACUUCCCUGGUUCCAAGCUCCGACCUGACUGGGAAUGGAACCACAACCCCGACACCAACGGCUUCACCGUAAACAACGGUCUCACCCUCCGCACCGUCACCGUCACCAAAGAUCUCUACCAAGCUCGCAACACACUCACCCACCGCAUCCGCGGUCCUCAAGGCCAAGCGACAGCCGUCAUCGACUUUUCCCAAAUGGCCGACGGCGACCGCACCGGUCUUGGAGUCCUACGCGAUCAAUCAGCCUGGAUUGGCGUCGAGCGCGAAGGCAACAGCUUCAACAUCGUCAUGGUUCAAGGCGUCAGCAUGAACAAAGACUGGAGCACCAAGUCCACCGGCAGCGUGGCUGGUCGCAGAGACAAUGUUUCUUUCCGCAAGGUGUAUCUUCGUGCUAAUGCCGAUAUUCGUCCUGGACAGGCUGGUAGUGCGACGUUUAGCUACAGUACUGAUGGAAACAAUUGGACUAGUUUGGGAAGUCGUAUGACUUUGGGUACUUAUUGGGAGUUCUUCCCUGGCAAUAGGUGGAGUAUUCAUAAUUUUGCGACGAAGAAGCUUGGUGGUUCUGUCAAGGUUGAGAGGUUUGAUAACAGGUAG